GAGAGUGAGAGUCAAAUUUCCCAAAUUUAAAAAUAAACCAAACAAAAAAAAAUCUCCCUUUUUGCUUUAUUAUAUCCAAUCCUCUCAAUCUCCACUCCCUCUCCUUCCUCUCCCGGUCGAGCUUCGGAUUCUCCUCAUCCAUGGCUCGCAACAGGGAAGCUGUGGUUUUGCUGCUUGAUGUUGGCCCAUCAAUGCAUGGUGUUCUUCAGGAGGUCGAAAAGGUCUGCUCGAUGCUCGUGCAGAAGAAGCUAAUCUACGGCAAGAGUGACGAAGUUGCGGUUGUUGUAUUUGGAACUGGAGAAACUAACAAUGAGCUCCAAAAGGAAGUGGGUGGAUAUGAGCAUGUGGUGGUUUUGCGUAAAAUUAAAGUUGUCGAUGGGGAGGCAAUUGACACUUUACAAAACCUUCCAAGAGGAACUGUUCCUGGUGAUUGUAUCCGCAUAAUAUAAUUUUGUUUUCUUUUGUGCAACAUACUUCUAUUUAAUCGGGUCUUUGCUUCUUUUCU
This is a messenger RNA of Ananas comosus (pineapple), 505 nucleotides long. Its product is annotated as ATP-dependent DNA helicase 2 subunit KU80-like. The record is from RefSeq and is a predicted model, not a curated record. Lineage: Eukaryota; Viridiplantae; Streptophyta; Magnoliopsida; Poales; Bromeliaceae. The transcript is spliced from 4 exons. Gene Ontology annotation, cellular component: Ku70:Ku80 complex. The coding region runs from base 141 to 449 and encodes 102 amino acids. Gene Ontology annotation, biological process: cellular response to X-ray; telomere maintenance; cellular response to gamma radiation. Gene Ontology annotation, molecular function: telomeric repeat DNA binding; double-stranded DNA binding.